Daldinia decipiens is the source of this 1488-nucleotide messenger RNA. Its product is annotated as putative alpha/beta hydrolase. The transcript has 4 exons. The record is from RefSeq and is a predicted model, not a curated record. Bases 215 to 1096 code for a protein of 293 amino acids. NCBI's taxonomy places the organism in Eukaryota, Fungi, Ascomycota, Sordariomycetes, Xylariales, Hypoxylaceae.
CUUGCCCUCAUUAGUUUUGUAGCUAUCCCGAUAUGGUCUAGUAACCGAGUGUGCCGCACCAUCGGUACGGGCGAUCAAAGGGACAUCCUCGCAGGGAAACAAGCAAGCCUAAGUUCAAAGAACUAUAGGGAGUAUUAAAGAUCGAAGGUAACCCAAUUCAGGCCGUAUCCAACCUAUAAGUUCUAUUAUCUAUUAUCCUGAAGCGAGAGACACCAUGGCCGCGACACAAACAGUACAAGUACCACACUUGGAAGCCCGGGUUGGGUAUGCUAUAUCAAAUAACAAGCUGGAUACUUCAAAGCCGACAUGGGUGCUCAUCAACCCCAUGUGCACUUCGGUCGAGUUCUAUCGCGCACAGUUAGAUAGUAAGACAUUGACGGCCGCUGUGAACUUAGUGGCUAUCGAGCCGCUCGGUCAUGGCGUAACAACAUGCGCUACGGAGCACUUCACCUACUGGGACACUGCGCUCAUUGCAUUGCAGGCCCUUGAGGCUUUAGGCGUAAAGAAGGCCUACGCAUUAGGAACUAGCCAAGGAGGUUGGAUUAUCAUGAGGAUGGCACUGCUGGCGCCGGAGAAGAUACUGGGUCUCAUUCCUCUUGGCACGUCGAUGGAUGCUGAAACUAGCGAAUCCCGUGAGAAGGGCUGCUGGGAUCCGGUCCCAUUUCUACAACCAUUCCUUGAGAAAUGGGGUAGCCCUACCCCCAACUUCGUCGUCGGUGACGACUGGAUCCAAGCCGUAAUUGGGUUGGGUUUCGGAUCUGCAGGAACCCCUCAAGCCCUCGAGUUCUGGACUGAGACCCUCCGUCGCGUCUACUCGGGGGACGAGGGACGCCGCAAGCUCCGGAUGGCUGCCAUCUGCUUGGCGGACAGAGAUGGGCUGCAACUCAGACUUGGAGAUAUUAAAUGUCCCGUUAAUUGGCUACAUGGAUCUGCCGAUGCCAUCUUCACUUAUGUAGUUGCUCAGGAGCAUUUUACACUAUUCACGGGCUCAUGCGACGCCCAGUCUAACGUGCUCGAGGGCGGUGCUCACUUCCUGGUUGCGACGCAUGCUAAGGAGGUUGAGGAUGCAAUUUUGGCCAUGACCGCAAAGGCCUAGGCUAUAUUGUUACUGACAGGGCUAAGGUGUACACGUCCUAGACUUUCAUAUGGAAUUCGGAUAAUUGGUCAAGACUUCUGCAUCUUUACGACUGGGGUUAGGUUAGGUAGGUACGGGGGUAUCAGAGGACAAAGCAAGUAGGUCAUCCAAUGUAAGUUUCAAUAAGAGGUUGUUGCAUGCCUCGAAGUUGAACUUAGCAUUAUUUUAUACAAUUGAAAACCACUCUUUGACACCAAGGCUAUUUGGGCCAAACCUGUUAAGCACAUCACUUGGCUGGUGUUUAGACAAUGAUUUGAGUGCUUGUCUCCCUAGCAGCCGAAGCCCCUGUCACUGUUGAGCCGCUGACGCAAGACAGCGUCAAUAAUAUCAAAUGCACGAAUCAUCGUCAACAG